AUGCCAGCUAUCGUAUCUACAAAACUAAAGUUCAAAGGUGAAAAAGUAAAGAAGAAGAAAAGAACACAUCAUGAGAGGGACGAAGGUGAUGAACUAGCAGCUUUAGCAGCUGGAGAUCCUAGAGGAUGGGUAUUUCCAGAGGAUAUCAUGGAGAUUUCUGGACCUUCUUUCAUACUUUUACCUUCUGAUCCACUCACAUGUCUUGCUUGGGACCCCCAAAGACAAAAAGUUUACGCCGCACCGAUCGAUUUACCUGACGCACCUGAAGGAGCGGCCGAUUUGACUUCUGCCGAGAUACUCGCUGCUGUAGAACCGACUGAUGUUAAUCAUGUUUGGGUCAUUUCUCGUUUAUCGGGAAGUGAGGGGGUAAUUUCUUUGAGAAGUAGUACAGGCACUUUCCUCACCGCUACACCUUCCGGCACUUUAACAGCCAACACCCCUUCCCGAGGUCCACUCGAAGCUUUCAUACCUUCUCUAAAUACCACCCACACCUUCCCCAGUCUCAGUCUUCAAACACAUAACGAAAAAUACAUCUCCGUCUCUUCUGCCUCAGGUUUGGGUAAGAAACCCGAAUUGCGUGGUGACGCCGAUACUCCAGAAGACGCGCAGUUGCACAUUAAAUGUCAGAGGGAGUUCGUAUUGAAGGCAAAGGUAGCAGCUGCGGAGGCCAAAGGAGAAGGGAGGAGUUCGAAGAGAUUGUUAAGUACUGGUCCCGCACCUGGGAGUGUAGAAGAUGAAAUGAGGAAAAAUCGGGAUUAUCAAGCUUGGGGAGGAGGGAGACAUGUUGUCAGUGAUAGAGAUAGAAAAGAUUUGAAGAAGGCUCGUGAAGAGGGUCGAUUAGCGGAAGCCAUGCUUGAUCGUCGAGCAGCCAUGAAAAGUGAUCGUUACGCAAAGUAA
This is a messenger RNA of Tremella mesenterica DSM 1558, 897 nucleotides long. RefSeq lists its product as uncharacterized. The transcript is spliced from 6 exons. NCBI's taxonomy places the organism in Eukaryota, Fungi, Basidiomycota, Tremellomycetes, Tremellales, Tremellaceae. The record is from RefSeq and is a predicted model, not a curated record. The coding region runs from base 1 to 897 and encodes 298 amino acids. Gene Ontology annotation, cellular component: nucleolus; catalytic step 2 spliceosome; striated muscle dense body. Gene Ontology annotation, molecular function: actin filament binding.